UUUUAUAUAUGUUGUGGAACUGUUAACAAUAUAUAUUGUUCGCCCUACAUUUGGACACUUCGGGAUAACCGUAAGGAUUUGGACUACGUCUACCGUCAUUCGGUGAGUGAAGUGAUUUAAUAACUUUGAUUACGUAUAUAAUAGUAUAUAUGUACAAAUACAACCAUGAGUAAAAUACCCGUUUUGAUAUUUGGACACUCAUUAAUACACUGGUUGAACAUUUAUCAAAUGAAAUGUAAAAACAAUCUGGGACUAUCUUUAACCCAAUUUGACUUGAUUUUUCGUGGUAUUAGAGGUGGAACAUUUGAGUGGUCUCCUAAAUCACGAUCCAGAUUUCAGAGGAAAAGUUUAGUCGCCUAUUUAACAGAUAUGAUGGUAAAAUCGGACCCUCGUAUAGUUUACUUGCAAUUAGGUGGAAAUGACUUGGAUAAUCCCAACUUUAACAUUGAAAAAAUAUUCACGGCAAUCAAAAGUUUCGCCGAAUUUAUUGCAGAAGGAUAUGACAAUGUAAAGGUCGUUUGCGUUGGUCACGUAUUUAAGAGAUUAAAACCACGCAUUGGUUUCGACGAUUAUGAAAGAGCACGCUUGGCCCUUAAUUCAAGAAUUUCCGACUUACAAGGAUCUCAUAAGAAGAUAUUGAUAUGCCGUAAUUUUGGCUUCAUGAACAAUGUAUCGUUGAAGUUUGAUAACAAGGGCAUUCACUUAACAGACGAGGGCAAUAGAUGUUUUGCCAACAAUAUCAAAAGGGAACUCAUCGCAAUUAGAAACAGUGAGUACCUCAGGGUGUUUUGCUUAUGGUUGAAGCUUUAUGAUGGUAACAACAUGCCACAUAUGCUGGCCUUUUCUUAUGAUAUAUCUGCUUAUGGCAGCAUUAAUUGUGAUGUGUGCUGCUUAUGGCGGCAAAAUUACAACAUGUGCUGCUUAUGGCAGCAGUAAUUGUGAUAUAUGCUGCUUAUGGCGGCAAAUUUAAAAUAUGUGCUGCUUAUAGCAGCAGUAAUUGUGAUAUGUGCUGCUUAUGGCGGCAAUCUUAAAAUAUGUGCUGCUUAUGGCGGCUUGUAAAAUAGGUGCGCUGCUUAUGGUAGCAACUUUCCUAAGGUGCUGCUUAUGGCGGCUUAUACAUUAUGUGCCACUUUUGGUAGCAAUGUUUUUUAAUAUAUGUUUUGGAUACAGGGUUUAUCCCAAGGGAAAUAUGUGUAUCUCAUGAGGGACCGCAGGGACCGAGGGAGAUACACAUAUUUCCCGCGGGAUAAACACUGUAUCCAAAAUCGACCGUACAUAACUGGUGUAUCUCAUACUUGAGUGGGCUUGGGGUAGAUAUAACCUUUACCACCUUUUUCAAAUGACAAGAUAGGCCUAUACUGUAAAAGCACAAUUCAUAUUUAACAUUUUCAUAAUAUUCCUUCAGUUCAAUAAAAUAGAAUUGUAACAUUUAAAC
Messenger RNA from Owenia fusiformis, 1435 nucleotides. The record is from the annotation of a GenBank genome assembly. NCBI's taxonomy places the organism in Eukaryota, Metazoa, Annelida, Polychaeta, Sabellida, Oweniidae.